AUGAUCCUCUUCUUCGCGGCCAUCGCUGUCGUCGGCACGGUGACCUGCUUGUUCGUCUCCGUUGUGCUACCAUUUGCCUUCAUGGCCUGCUUGUUUACAGACGGCCAAUAA
Messenger RNA from Acanthamoeba castellanii str. Neff, 111 nucleotides. RefSeq lists its product as uncharacterized. Lineage: Eukaryota; Discosea; Longamoebia; Acanthamoebidae. The record is from RefSeq and is a predicted model, not a curated record. The coding region runs from base 1 to 111 and encodes 36 amino acids. The transcript is spliced from 2 exons.